Hippocampus comes (tiger tail seahorse) is the source of this 2632-nucleotide messenger RNA. RefSeq names its product protocadherin alpha-8-like. Gene Ontology annotation, biological process: homophilic cell-cell adhesion. Gene Ontology annotation, molecular function: calcium ion binding. NCBI's taxonomy places the organism in Eukaryota, Metazoa, Chordata, Actinopteri, Syngnathiformes, Syngnathidae. Bases 156 to 2585 code for a protein of 809 amino acids. Gene Ontology annotation, cellular component: plasma membrane. The transcript is spliced from 2 exons. The record is from RefSeq and is a predicted model, not a curated record.
CGUCAUUGGAACAAAGAAGCUCAGACCGUGAAAGAAGCUGAUGUGUCGGGGAUCGUUGCACGGGACAAUCAACUCAGUUUGUUCACAUUUUUCCUUUACACUAAGUGGAGAGUCGUACCAUUUUUGCAACAUUUCUACCUUUAUGCCUGAAGCGCAUGGAUGGGAUGAUGUGUGCGUCGAUCAGAUGGAGCUCUGUGCGGACGUAUUUGAUCUUCGUGCUGCUGGAGUUUUACUGGGAAGCCGUGUGCGGCCAGCUCUCUUACUCGGUGGCGGAGGAGGUGAAUGUUGGGACCGUUGUGGGAAACAUUGCGAAGGAUUUAAGCCUAAACGUGCAGGAUUUGGAGUCGCGCAUGUUUCAGACCGUUGCGGGAACGAAGAGCAAAUAUUUUGAGGUAAACCUAAAGACCGGUGUUCUCUACGUUCAUGAGAGAAUAGAUCGAGAAGAACUGUGCAAAAAACAAGCCAAGUGUUCACUUACGUUUGAGGCCGUGAUUAAUAAUCCAUUAAAAUUGUACCGAAUUGAAAUAAUAAUUUUAGAUGUAAAUGAUAAUUAUCCAUCAUUUAUGAGUAAAUCACAAGUGAUAAAUAUCACUGAAAUUACAGCAGCAGGAGCUAAAUUUCCUCUGCAUCCAGCUCACGACGCAGAUGUAGGUAAAAACACUGUAAAUUCAUACAAGCUCAGCCAAAAUGAUCACUUUUCACUUGAAGGACAACAAGGAGAAAGUGUGACACCAGAAUUAGUGCUUCAGAGGCUUUUAGACCGAGAAAAACAGGCUGUGAUCACACUCACAUUGACUGCUAUUGAUGGAGGAACACCACCGAAAUCAGGCACAAUGACUAUUAUUGUGAAUGUGCUGGAUAUAAAUGAUAACGCCCCUGUGUUCAGUCAAACGCUCUACAAAGCUAGCGUAUAUGAGAAUAUCGAGAUUGGCACAUCAAUAAUAACCUUAAAUGCGACUGAUUUAGAUGCAGGACAAAAUGGACAAGUGUUCUAUUCUUUCAGUGAAGUCAGUAGAGGAAAACAAAAUGAUUUAUUUGCAAUAGAUAACAAAUCUGGCACUGUAACAAACAUAAAUCAUUUAAAUUUUGAAGAUGAAAAUGUCUUCGAAAUAAGAGUACAAGCCAGUGAUGGAGCAACCUUCCCAAUGAUUUCACAUGCCAAAUUAUUAAUUGAGGUUUUAGAUGUCAACGACAAUGCACCCGAAAUUGUAGUUACAUCACUGUUACACACAGUGAGAGAAGAUGCUACAGUUGGCACUGCUGUUGCUCUUGUUUCAAUAUUAGAUAAAGAUGGAGGGAAAAAUGGUAUAGUGCUCACUAAAAUUAAAAAUGACAUGCCUUUUAAACUUGAGUUAAAUUAUGAGAAUUAUUAUUCUUUGGUUGUUGCUGGUCCUCUUGACAGAGAGCGCAUACCUGUGUACAAUAUCAGCAUUACUGCAACCGAUGAAGGCCUUCCACCUCUGUCCAGCACCAGUAUUGUUAAUGUGCGCAUCUCAGAUGUUAAUGACAACAAGCCUCACUUCUCAGAGCCCCUCAUUAAUGUUUACAUCAAAGAAAAUAGUCCACCAGGUGCUGCACUCCAUAGGAUGACUGCAUUGGAUGAUGACAUUGAUCAAAAUGGGCAUGUGAUGUACUCAUUUUUGCAAAGUAGCACAGACUCACUCCCAAUAACUACAAUGAUAAAUAUUAACUCAGAAAGUGGAGAUAUAGUUGUUCUUCAGUCUUUUGACUAUGAGAAGUUAAAGACGUUUCAGUUCAAAGUUCAGGCCACAGACUCUGGUGUUCCUCCGCUCAGCAGCAACGUCACCGUAAACGUUUUUAUCCUGGAUGAGAAUGACAACAGUCCAGCCAUUUUGGCUCCCUAUUCCGAGCACGGCUCCGUAAACAGUGAGAGCAUCCCCUAUUCUGCUGAAGCGGGAUACUUUGUGGCAAAGAUCAGGGCAGUGGAUGCAGACUCUGGCUACAAUGCACUGCUCUCCUAUCACCUGUCUGAGCCCAAAGGCAACAACAACCUCUUCCGGAUCGGAACCAGCACCGGGGAGAUUCGGACCAAAAGGCGAAUGAGUGACAAUGACCUGAAAAGUCACCCCUUGGUGGUGUCGGUCUGUGAUCACGGAGAGGCGUCCCUGUCAGCAACUGUGUCGAUUGACGUGGUGGUGCUCGAAAGCACAGCUGACAUCCACACUCCGUUCAGACAUGUGCCCAGCAAGGAGGAGAGCUUCUCCGCCUUGCACUUGUAUCUGCUCAUCGCCGUUGUGGCCGUGUCGCUCAUCUUUCUGCUGAGCCUCAUCACUUUAGUAGCCUUCAAAUGCCACAGACAGACAGACGGCCCCUUCGACAGGUACAGCGCCCCGAUGAUCACCACCCACCCUGACGGGAGCUGGUCUUACUCCAAAGCGACACAGCAGUACGACGUGUGCUUCAGCUCAGACACACUCAAAAGCGACGUAGUAGUUUUCCCUGGGCCCUUUCCGCCUGUAGAAGCAGAACUGAUCAGUAUUAAUGGAGGAGACACCUUUACCAGGACUCAAACUUUACCCACCUCUGAGAAGGUAGGAUUCAUGUCUUUGGUUUUCUUUGUCUGACCAGUAUGAUAUUGAUGUUUUACGCAUUUGAAUGUAGCCAAAAGCUU